Procambarus clarkii (red swamp crayfish) is the source of this 2896-nucleotide messenger RNA. RefSeq names its product patched domain-containing protein 3-like. The record is from RefSeq and is a predicted model, not a curated record. NCBI's taxonomy places the organism in Eukaryota, Metazoa, Arthropoda, Malacostraca, Decapoda, Cambaridae. Gene Ontology annotation, cellular component: membrane.
GUCUAUAGCUUCGUUUGGAAGGCAGAAACGAGACGUUAUGGAAGACGAUGGUUCGAGUUUGAGCAUCAAUCUGAUCCCCGAAGCACCUCAGAUAGUUGGCAAGAGACGUGCAAGACAAAUUAAUGAUAACAAAGACAAUGAUCUAGAUUGGAGUUUAGUACUACCUAGGUAUGCUUACUGUGAAUUCUUAGAGUCUAUGGAUGAAGUAUGUUUGGAAAACAGCAUCUUGGAAGUAUUUGGUUACGACCGUGACUUCAUCACCUCCCUCGAUCAACAACAAAUAAUAAGAACAAUUAAUACCGUCAACACAAGUGUAGUCACCGGUUUCCCGAUAAAUAUUACACAAUUUCUGGGCGCGGCUGAGAGAGACGGAGCGGGACACGUUGUUAAAGCUGGAGCCUCCAGACAUACUUGGUUCACCAAGAUCAACCGCACAGCUAUUGCAAGAGGACAUUACAUAAACGAUGCUGGAACUGGAACACAAGUGGAUAUUGAUACUUAUGAAUGGGAGCAAGAGUUUAUCAACAACAUUUUAAACAGUUCAGAACAUCCCCAAAAUGUUUCCGUUUACGUGAUGGCGUCAACUAGUUUUGGGACGGUGAGUGGCGACAAUAUUCAGAGUGAUCUCCAGUAUUUAAGUCUUGGCUUUGGUAUUGUCUUCAUUUACGCAGUUGUUAUGCUUGGUAAAUUUAACAUGGUGGAGCAGAGACCAAUACUCUCACUAUUAGGGUUAUCUUGUGUGGGUCUGGCUGUGGGCGUCUCUUUUGGCAUAUGUUCAGCCUUCAAUAUUACCUACGGACCUGUGAACAGCAUUCUUCCAUUCUUGUUGCUUGGACUAGGCAUCGAUGACAUGUUUGUGAUUAUGCAGGCGUGGAACAACCUGUCGCCACAGGAGAUGAAGGAGGGGCUGAGUGAGCGCGUUGGUUGUGCCCUUAAACAUGCUGGAGUCUCCAUCACCGUCACCUCCGUCACCGACUUCGUUGCCUUCGCUGUUGGCAGUACAACUGCACUGCCAGCUCUUAGGUCCUUCUGUCUCUACGCUGCUCUUGGUAUUGCUUCCGUUUAUUUCUUCCAGUCUACUUUUUUUGUAGCCUGUCUGUGUAUAGAUCAGAAGCGCCUGGAAGACCGCCGUCACGGGUUACUGUGCUGCUGGAAACUCAACAAGUGGACACCAAACCGCUGCAGCCAGACAGACCUGUGCCAGACUUUCUUCACCAAUGUGUACGCCAAGAUACUCUUCUUACUACCAGUGAAGAUCUUCGUGAUUGUAGCUACAGUCGUUCUAGCUUGUGUAUCUGCCUGGGGACUCUCAAACCUGCGGCAAGAAUUUGAUCCUAUCUGGUUCCUUCCACAAAAUUCCUACCUUUAUAAAUUCUUCAUUAAACUAAAUUAUUAUUAUCCAUCUUCUGGAGCAGAAGGUUCAGUGUUCUUUGCCAAUAUCAGUUUAUUUACGGAAUUGUCAAAUAUUGACACAAUGACUAAACGGUUGAAGGAAACUGAGAGUAUAGUAGAAGUUGAGAGUUGGUACGACAAAUACAAAGUGUACUGGAAAAAACAAGGUUAUGAGGUGCCUGAUCCAGCACAGUCCGAGGAAGAGUUUCUGGAUCAGCUGAGCCAGUUCCUGUUCUCUCCCAGCGGGUCGCCAUACAGGAAUAGGAACUUCCGUUUCUCAUCUGCACUCAACUGCACUCAAAAAGCCCCCUCUGUAGUGGCUUCCAGCAUUGACUACAGACAUACACUAAUGUCUACAUCAAGGCAAGAAAUAAAAGCCAUGGAAAGUGUUAAAACUGUAGUGCGUAAGAUGAAUGCCACCGGAUACGUGCGAGCUUGGUCAAGAUCUUAUGGAGAAUGGGAAACAAACCAGGUGAUCGAAGAGGAACUGUACCGAAACAUGGGUGUUGCCCUGGUUGUGGUGUUGGUGGUGACUCUCCUGCUCAUGGUGAGCGUAGUCACCAGCGUCUUGGUGCUCGUGUGUGUCUUGGCCACGCUGGUGGACGUGGGGGCCCUCAUGCACUGGUGGGGCCUCACCAUUGACACCGUCUCCUGCAUUGAUCUGGUCCUGGCCGUCGGGCUCUGCGUUGACUACGCCGCCCAUGUUGGCCACACCUUCAUGACCAAACACGGCACUAGAGAUCAGAGAGCCAGGCAGACCGUGGCCACCAUCGGCCCGGCUGUUCUCAACGGCGGCUUCACCACCUUCCUCGCGUUCGUCUUCCUCGUUAACUCCACCUCUCACGUCUUCUUGUCCUUCUUCAAGAUAUUUGUAGGAGUGUGUCUGUAUGGAGUAUACCAUGGACUGGUGUUCCUGCCGGUGUUGCUGUCUAUGGUGGGGCCCGCCCCCAACACCACCCUCACGCCCCGCACACACCCUCAGGUGGGGCCCGCCCCUAACACUACCCACACGCCCCGCACACACCCUCAGGUGGGGCCCGCCCCCAACACCACCCACACGCCCCGCACACACCCUCAGGUGGGGCCCGCCCCCAACACCACCCACACGCCCCGCACACACCCUCAGGUGGGGCCCGCCCCUAACACCACCCACACGCCCCCCACACACCCUCACCCACCAGCGAGUAGAACGUUCACAGAGACAACCGCUGGUGCCGGAGAUGGUUCAGCGAACAACAGCGGACAUGAGCAGUGUGGGAACGAUGCCGGGACACACGGCACACCUGAUUGUGUUGAAAUCGAAACUCAGGGCAUAAAACAGACAGGUGGGGUAGGGGAUGAAAUCGAGGCGACGGCAUUCAGCAGACCCUAGUGGUACCGGGAACUAGGCCGGAACAUACAGCAGACCUGAGGGGUACCGGGAACUAGGCCGGAACAUACAGCAGACCUGAGGGGUACCGGGAACUAGGCCGGAACAUACAGCAGACCUGAGGGGUACCGGGAA